Boeremia exigua is the source of this 1798-nucleotide messenger RNA. RefSeq lists its product as uncharacterized. Bases 274 to 1638 code for a protein of 454 amino acids. The record is from RefSeq and is a predicted model, not a curated record. The transcript is spliced from 5 exons. Gene Ontology annotation, molecular function: monooxygenase activity; FAD binding. Lineage: Eukaryota; Fungi; Ascomycota; Dothideomycetes; Pleosporales; Didymellaceae.
CUUCGUCAUCUGCGAUCCGCACCCGCUAAAGCGCAUGCGGAAAGUACCCUUGCCGCUAUCCGCGUCUCUGGUGCCAGUCUUGUCAGAUGGUCCAGACAAGGGUGCAUGUGGAUAGGCAGCGCGAGUUUAGAACAUGCGCUAACAAUUGUACACGGCUGAGCCCAUAUCUCAAGUCAGGUCGAGCAUCUCUCUCAAUCCUGUUGCAAAUUUGGCGACCUGUGUCAACGAACGGCUUCUCAAGUUCAGGUCAACCACAACGAACAACGGCAAACAAUGGGAUCCGUAAGCGAGAAUGUCUGGAGACGGCUGAAUGUGGCUGUGAUAGGAGGUGGCAUCGGUGGUCUGUCUGCUGCCAUUGCGUUGCGUCGAGCCGGACAUGAUGUUAUUAUUUACGAGCGACACGACUUCGCUGGAGAAGCUGGAGCCUCAGUAUCAUGUGCUGCCAAUGGCACUCGUUGGCUGCACGAAUGGGGUGUCGACGUGGCAAAGGGCGAUCCAGUAGUGUUAGAAAAGCUGAUCAACAGAGAUUGGAAGACUGGAGAGCCAGUCAGCGUGUACGAUCUUGACGAUUACGAAAAGAGAUGGGGAUAUGUUUAUAACAUGUUUCAUCGGCAGUACAUGCACAAGAUGCUCAUGGACUGCGCAUUACAAGAAGAGGGUGUCGGAACACCUGCAAUGCUGAAGGUCAACCAUGGAUGCCAGACCAUAGACCUCGAGUCUGGUACCAUCACGUUUACUGAUGGUACCAAGGGCCAGCAUGAUUUGAUUGUAGGAGCUGAUGGCAUUGGAUCAGUAACUCGAAAGAUCAUCGGCUUGAAUCCCGAGAAGCGACCUGCUGAGUCCAGCUGUUUGCACGCAAAUGUUUUGACAAAAGAUGCCAGAAAACUUGGUUUAGUGGACUAUUCCCUCAACAACGCUCUUGAAUAUUGGGGCGGUCAAGAGGGCAAAUGGGACAAGAUUGUGCUUUCUCCAUGUAAUGGUGGUGAGCUUCUGUCCUACUAUUGCUUCUUCCCCCGCUCAGCAGGUGAUUAUGCGAAUCAUACUUGGGGAGGUGCAGAUCUUCCAGUGGCAGACCUCCUUGCACCAUACCCCGAGCUCGACGCUCAAGUAAAGGCACACCUUGCCAUAGGAAUUGAAAUCCAGCCUUGGCGGUUAUGGGUACAUCAACCUUACCCAUACCUUGUCAAGGAAUCUGUGGUGUUGAUUGGAGACGCUGGCCACCCAAUGAUGCCCCAUCAAAGUCAGGGAGCUUGUAUGGCAAUUGAAGAUGCAGCGGCGCUAGGUAUUCUGUUCAGCAAGGCCUAUUUCUCUGGGGAUAUCAAAGAAUCCCUUGCCGUGUACGAAAAGGUCCGCCUGCCCCGAGCGACAAAAGUUCAAGCUUCUGCCGCUAAGGCAGCGUACAACAUCAACGAACGCAUUGGCUUCUCAAGCAAUACAGCAUUCUCAAAUUACAAGGUAGAGAAUGAAGCGAAGAAGCUGACUAUCGAAGAGAUGAACGGGUACGACAUGUACAAAGAUAUCGACCAAGCUUUUGCUGAGCGGAGAGGGAUUCCGUAUGAUGGUCAAUACGUUCGAGGGUUACCUUUUGGGCUUGAACUCUCCAACGGGAUCACUGUAGACCAAGAAACAAAAUUGUGAAAUAGGAGGGUGUCAAGGAGAAACCCGAGAAUCACAUGUAAACUUCAGAAUCGGUAGCAUUAAUACUGAUAUCGGCGCAGAUCGUUAGACAGUAUGUCUUGUUUCAAAACGGGAACCUUGAAAUGAUCUAGAUCGUACAAUCAAUAGAAUUCUAGGAUCG